GCUGCCGGUCCCGCGGUCCCACGGCGCCAGGUCGCCCCCAGCCCCCUCCCUCCUCCCGCCCUGUCUGUGUCCCACCCUCCUAGCUUUGUGCCCGGGGUGCCGAGCCGUUUCCCCGUCGGCCGCGCCGGGGGAGGAGGGAGUCGCCGCCGAGGCGCUGCCGCUUGCUGCCCCGGGUAGGGGCACAGUCACACCCAAGGCCAUGUCUUACUACCUCAACUCAGAAAACCACCUGGACCCAGGUCCCAUCUAUGUGCGAGAAAACGGUCAGCUGCACAUGGUCAGUCUGGCUCUGGACAAUGUCAGGAGUAGCCUGCAGAAGCCGAGGCCCUUCCGGCUGUUUUCCAAAGGCUUUUCUGUGGAGCUUUGCAUGAACAGGGAAGACGACACUGCACAGAAAGAGAAGACUGACCAUUUCAUCUUCACGUACACCCGGGAGGGGAAUCUCCGGUACUCCGCCAAAUCCCUCUUCAACCUGGUCCUCGGCUUCAUCUCCGACAAUGUUGAUCACGUUGAUUCCCUCAUUGGCUUUCCUGAGCAGAUUGCUGAAAAACUGUUCUCUGCUGCUGAAGCCAGGCAGAAAUUCACAGAGCCAGGUGCAGGGCUGAGGGCUUUGCAGAAAUUUACGGAGGCCUAUGGAAGUCUGGUGCUUUGCUCCCUGUGUUUGCGGAACAGAUAUCUGGUGAUUUCAGAAAAGCUUGAGGAGAUUAAGUCUUUCCGCGAGCUGACCUGCCUGGAUCUUUCCUGUUGCAAGCUUGGAGAUGACCACGAACUUCUAGAACACCUCACCAAUGAGGCUCUGUCCAGUGUCACUCAACUCCACCUGAAGGAUAAUUGUUUGUCUGAUGCUGGGGUGAGGAAAAUGACAGCCCCUGUUCGAGUGAUGAAAAGAGGCCUUGAAAAUCUGACGUUAUUAGACUUAUCUUGUAACCCUGAGAUCACAGAUGCGGGAAUUGGAUACCUGUUUUCUUUCAGAAAACUAAACUGCUUGGAUAUCUCUGGGACAGGGCUCAAGGAUGUAAAAGCCGUCAAGCACAAGCUGCAGACACACAUAGGCCUUGUUCACUCCAAAGUGCCCUUGAAGGAAUUUGACCACAGUAACUGCAAGACGGAGGGCUGGGCCGAUCAGAUCGUGCGGCAGUGGGAGCGGAAGACGGUGAAAUCUGCCAAGACACCAGUGGCGGCGGAGCCUCGGAAAGCAGCGCAGUACUUCUAUAGCAGCCGGUUUCUCACAGAGGCCUCGCUGAGGUGUCCCCUGGAAGACACCUACAUGCACUCUUCUGGGAAGCUCCAGUUCUACAGAGAGAAGACUGCAGACUCCCACGGGCCGCCACUGAAACACGAGGCUGGCUCAACCCAGGAGGCGAAGAAGAGCAAGAAGAGAGCUUUUGAGGAGUCCGAGAAAGAGCAGAGUAGCUCCUCACAGGCUUCCAAGCAGAAGUGCGUGUGCCUCACCGUGCAGGACUGGGACUUACUAAACUCCUACUGAUUGGCCGCUGCAGGCAGACCUGUGUUCCCAAAACUCUAACUGCAGAGAAAGGGGAUGAUGAUGAUUUACUUUUGUUUGAAUUUACCUAUGGCAUUAGCAUAGCAAGCAGAUAUUUCUACUUUUGUGGUGGGGAGGGGAAUGCUAUGGAAGUAUGUAAUAAUUUCUAAUGUAUAUUUUCAAUACAUAGUAAUUUUUUCAAAUAAACGUUUUUGCU
This is a messenger RNA of Lepus europaeus (European hare), 1700 nucleotides long. It is a transcript of the gene LRRC42, whose product is annotated as leucine rich repeat containing 42. The record is from RefSeq and is a predicted model, not a curated record. Bases 200 to 1486 code for a protein of 428 amino acids. The transcript has 8 exons. Gene Ontology annotation, molecular function: protein binding. Lineage: Eukaryota; Metazoa; Chordata; Mammalia; Lagomorpha; Leporidae.